GGCAGCAACGGCAACACAGCCAUCAGCACUCGGCAGCUGUCAGCGCUGAUCGGCUCCAAAUCAGAGUCAGCCAGUCUCGGUCUCUCCGGCGAGCUCCUGCGCCGUAGUCAUCAUCGCCAUGGCUAGGGAAGGAGAGCUCAAGAGGAUUGACCUGAAGGUGAACGUGAGCUGCUGCGAGGGGUGCAGGAGGAAGGUGAUGAAGGCCAUGAGCUUGAAAGGCGUGCUGAGGACGGAGAUCCAGCCGUCGCACGACAGGGUGACGGUCGUCGGAGACGUGGACGCCAAGGUCCUCGUCAAGAAGCUGUCCAAGGUCGGCAAGAUCGUCGAGGUGCUGCCACCGGCGUCGCACUCCGAGAACUGCAAGAGGCGCGAGGAGGGCGUCGUGAAAGACAGCAGCGACGACAGGCCGGCGCCGGAGGCGGAGGAGAAGAGCGGCAAGGGCAAGGACGACGGCAAGGGCACGGGGGGCGACAAGGCCGCGGCGGCGUGCGAGGAGGGAUGCAAGAAGUGCGCGCACAAAGCCGCUCGCGCCUGCGCCGCCGCCGAUGGCGGCAGCGGCGACCACCACGCCAGCGGCAAGGCGGCAGCGUCCAGGGACAUCGGUGCGGACGCCAGGAGCGGCGAGGGACGCCGCGACGCCGACGGCUCCUUCAGCGGCAAAGCCGCCUUGGCGCCAGAUCACGCGGCGCCGGCGCCGCAGGUGCAGAUGCAGCAGCACUACCACCGUGCGGAGCCGGCGAUGGUGGUGCCGGUGCACGUGCCGGCGUACUACCCUCCGGUCGCGGCGCCGGCGCCGUACUACGGCGGCUACUACCCGAUGCCGCCGCCGCCGCCCAUGCCGAUGCCGAUGCUGAUGGGGGCGCCCCGGCGGCAGCUCCGGCCGCAGCCGUCCCGCUUCGACGAGGACUACUUCAACGACGACAACACGAUCGGCUGCCGCGUCAUGUGAAGCAAUCAAACAACAUGGCCGACCCAGCCAGCCAUGGACGUCGUCACCUCAACGCUGUUCCUGCCCCGGCGGCGUAGCGCCAUGCCUUACCGUGUCGAUCGUUUUCCCGAGCGGAUCGCAUCGACGGCGGCGAUGCGUCUGCCGCGCGUGCACAGUCAAUGUAACCGUAACCAACAACCCAAGAAUCAAUCAAACGAAUUCUUUUUCUCCAUUCGAUGGAGCCGGUGUGCACAGUGUAACCGUAACCACUAACCAACAACCCAAGAACUCUUCUUGAUCAA
Messenger RNA from Setaria italica (foxtail millet), 1230 nucleotides. RefSeq lists its product as uncharacterized. The coding region runs from base 119 to 949 and encodes 276 amino acids. Gene Ontology annotation, molecular function: metal ion binding. Lineage: Eukaryota; Viridiplantae; Streptophyta; Magnoliopsida; Poales; Poaceae. The record is from RefSeq and is a predicted model, not a curated record. The transcript is spliced from 3 exons.